Molecule: messenger RNA, 8294 nt
Organism: Mytilus trossulus (common blue mussel)
Lineage: Eukaryota; Metazoa; Mollusca; Bivalvia; Mytilida; Mytilidae
Product: ATP-dependent RNA helicase me31b-like
Exons: 11
Coding region: 316-1647 (443 amino acids)
Biological process (GO): negative regulation of translation; cytoplasmic stress granule assembly; P-body assembly
Cellular component (GO): P-body; cytoplasmic stress granule
Molecular function (GO): mRNA binding; RNA helicase activity; ATP binding
Source: RefSeq, a predicted model, not a curated record
AUUUGUUUUGCAGAUUUCUUGGGUCAAAGUUCAAAUAUAGUUUCAAAAAUUUCCCCUACACUAACAUAAAAACAUAUCUUUUUAUUUAGUUUUAAUUGAGUAUCUUACAUACGUUUUAUUUAAACAAAUUUAAAUCUAAAACUAAAGCAAAACAGUGAUAUAAGUCCCAUUUGUUCAAAUGGAAACAAAACAACAACGCCACCUAUCGCUCAAUCGGCCAUUUUGAAUGUUAUUGAUUCAGAUAUUGCUGAUGAGUUUCACAUAAGUGAAUAUUUCGCUGAGUAAAUAAAUAAUAAAGGAGUUUUGGAUACAUAAAUGAUGGCUUCAGCCAGAAUGGAACAAAAUAUGAACCACGCUGGACCUCCACCCAUGGAUGGGAAAGGGAAUCCUGGCACAGGUGACCAGGGUUGGAAGUCCAAAUUAAAGCUUCCUCCAAAGGAUAACAGAAUUAAGACAACUGAUGUUACUAACACAAAAGGGAAUGAAUUUGAAGAUUUUUGUCUGAAGAGAGAGCUUUUGAUGGGAAUUUUUGAAAAAGGAUGGGAGUCGCCAUCACCUAUACAGGAAGCUAGUAUUCCUAUAGCACUUACAGGGCGAGACAUCUUAGCUAGAGCCAAAAAUGGUACUGGAAAAACUGGUGCUUAUACUAUACCAAUAUUAGAGAAAUGUGACCCUUCAAGGGAUGAAGUUCAAGCUAUGAUAAUUGUACCUACUAGAGAACUUGCCUUACAGACUAGUCAGAUUUGUAUAGAAAUUAGUAAACAUUUAGGUAUCAAAUGUAUGGUGACUACAGGAGGAACCAAUUUAAAAGACGAUAUCAUGAGAUUAUAUGAACCAGUUCAUGCCAUUAUUGCAACACCUGGUAGAAUUUUAGAUCUGCUGAACAAAAACCUUGUCAAGAUAGGAAAGUGUGGUAUAAUGGUGUUAGAUGAGGCAGACAAAUUGUUGUCACAGGACUUUAAGGGAAUGCUAGAUAAUAUAAUAGAUCAUUUACCAAAGGACAGACAGAUCCUGCUAUAUUCUGCUACAUUCCCACUCACAGUGGAGCAGUUUAUGAGAAAACAUUUACAGAACCCAUAUGAAAUAAAUUUGAUGGAUGAAUUGACGCUAAAGGGAGUAACACAGUAUUAUGCAUUUGUCCAAGAAAAACAGAAGGUUCACUGUCUCAAUACAUUGUUCUCUAAGCUCCAGAUAAACCAGUCCAUUAUAUUUUGCAAUUCCACAAAUCGUGUUGAACUUUUGGCAAAGAAAAUCACAGAACUUGGUUAUUCCUGUUUUUAUAUACAUGCCAAGAUGAAUCAACAACACAGAAACAGAGUGUUCCAUGACUUUAGACAAGGACUGUGUAGAAACUUAGUGUGUUCAGAUUUAUUUACCAGAGGUAUUGAUAUACAGGCAGUGAAUGUUGUAAUCAAUUUCGACUUCCCUAAACAUGCUGAGACAUACCUUCACAGAAUUGGUAGAUCUGGUAGAUACGGCCAUCUUGGUGUAGCCAUCAAUCUCAUCACAUAUGAUGACAGAUUCUCACUUCACAAGAUUGAGAAUGAGCUUGGAACAGAAAUCAAACCAAUACCUAAAGUGAUAGACAAGGCAUUAUACGUAGCAGAGUACCACAUGGGAGACGAUGAAGACGGGAAGGAAUCAUAAAAACUAGUCAUUGUAAUCAUUCAACAUUGUUCAUUAAUAACACAAAUUUUAUCAUGAUUACAAACAAAAAUCAACCAUGUUUUUUCAUGCAAAAAUUUUUGUUGGUCAGUAUUUUCUUUUUAUGUUACUCUGCUGUUAUGUUAGUUUAUAAAUGGCUUUAUUAUUUUUUUCUUUAUUUCUUUAUUAUGGUGGUUUUAAUGAAUAAGUUAAGGGUGGGGAGGGGGAGAUCAUUGAUUGGUACAAAAUACAAAAAUCAAAGAAAUUGUAGCUUUAUGUUUGACUUAACAAGUAAAGGAUUUUAUAAGAGGAAAAAACAUUGAAGAUAUUAUAAGACUAAAUGAUAGAAAUGUAUGGAUAGAUGCAUAAGCUACAUGUUUGAAGGAUAACUUUUAAAUUACCUCAUCGAGUUAUUAUAUUUAAUGAAAUUUCAUGUAUAUAUUGUAAUGCAAAUUGCUUGUCACAUAUAUUCAAAAAAUGCUUUUAAAGAAAUAUUAAAGUGAUCAAUUUUAGGGGUAUGGGAAGGUUAAGAAUAGAUGCUGCUUUUUUUUUUUUUUAGGAAAUUUGAAUAUAUUUUUCUAAAUAAUAAGCCAUUGGGUAAAGAGCUCAGUCUGUAUGAACUAACAUAAAUAAUUUUGAGAAAUACUGCCAAGUUAUGAUUUUUUCGUUUUGUAGAUUAGAAAUCUGAAAUUAUCUGUAGAUUAUUGAUCUGCAGGAUUUAUUUAUUUCCCAAAAUAUUGUAACAACAAAAAAUAACACAAAGUGUUUCAUUUAAAUUAUUGUGAUAACUAAAUUUUAUCAUAAGACAUGUAAGAAAAAUCUUUUGGAGAAGUUAUUUUUGCGUUGUAAUUUAUACUAUAUUUUUGUACAAAAAACAAAACUACUUUGUAUAAGAACCAGAACAUGAAGGCACUUGGAGAAGAUUGUGCCUUUAGAGAUAAGGACUCUGUUCUGUAUUAACCAUUUAGCACAACAGCAUUAAGCACAAUGCUUUCACAACCAAAGUGAGUUUAGCAAUAAAAGAAGAGUUUGUGUUCAGGAGGGAAUACAUAGAAAUUUGAAGAAAAGAGAUAAAAACUCAGGUUAUUUUCAUAUGUGUAUUUUCCCCAAUACAGACAUUUUGAAUAAGCAGAAAGGAAAAAAUAAAGCUCAUUUUCCAAAUCAGGCUUAUAUAAUGUUGUUUAUUCCAAAAUGUCUGAGGAAUAAAUAUUUAAGAAAAGAACAAUCAUAGUGCUAACACUCUAGUUAAUGUGAGAAUUAUAUUCUGCACGAAAUUUGUUUGUAAGAAGGAAUAGAAAUUACAACACUUAUGUAAUGAAUGUGCAUUCAUACAGACUGGAUAGUGGAUUUUUUCUGGAGGAAAUACAUUGAUUAAACAUUAUCAGGAGAAGUUUAGAAUAUACCAAAAUCAAAUCCUUACUACAGACGAGAUUUAUACCAAGUGCUGACUUUACACAAAGAGUGCUUCUGUUGUGCUACUGCACGUGCUUAAACACCAGAUAGAGACUGGGUUAUAACAUGGCAGCUUUGUUGACCACAGCAGUGCUCAGCUGCUGUUUAUAAAUAGAUAAUUGGGCAACAGUUUAGCUGUUCAUAUAUUGGUUGAACUGAACCUUCCAAUUUGUAGGCCAAACCAAAAACAAAUAUAUUGGACAUCAAAAAUGACAUCUGAGAAAAUACAUCAUGUGUCAAAUAUUCACGAAGACUUGAACAAAAUUGUGGAUAUGAUCCAAUGUCUAUGCAAACAUAGAGUUGUGUUAAAAUGAAUGAAGAAUUUAUAGAUUGUAUGAAAAUCUGCAACAAUCACUUUAAUGUACUUAUCAAAGAAAUGGACAGAAAUUCAGUUACAUUGAUGUCUACAGUAAGAUAAGGAAAUGAGUUGUUUCAUUCUGUGUCCUAAACAUUGUCUGAAUUGUUGGUUGUGGCCUAGUGAUGUUUUUUUAAAUGUGUUCGUAUACUUAAAAGUAUGGCAACUUAAAUGUUUCAUUUUGCAAUGUCAACAAGAAAUUCUUUAAAGCAAAACCAAGUGUAACAUUUGGCAGAAGUUGAAUAACUAUUCUGUUUUGUAAGAUACAUUAAUAUAAGAUCCAUACCAAUUUUCAUGGAAAUAAUCAAAUUAUGUAUUUCAAGUGAGAAAAUAUUUUUAUAAAUAAGAUAAACCAAUAUGAAGUUCUAGUGAACCAUCAAUUGAUAACUUUCCAUGUAAAUUGGUAUUUAUAUCAGAAUUCAGUAAUAGUUAUUUUUUAUGUGAAAAGAGUUUGAAAACACCAGAAUGUAAAAAAUCCAUAGAAAUAGAAAAUUUUGAAUAAUUUACAAGACUACCAUGGACAUGAUAAAUAACAAAUUUGAAAAAAAAGCAUAACACGCUUUUUUUGUCGUCAAAAAGAAGGAAGUACUGUAAAUUAAGAAAUUAAUGUGACAUUGUUUACUAAGGAGAUAUGUGCCUGGGCUUACAUUAUAGAAAGCUCAAAAAUUUAAAAAAAAUUAUGUUUCAAUAAGAGAGAUAUCUAUAUGAGUUGCAUUUAAUAACUUUUGCACUCAAUUUGUUCUGAUAAAUGACACAUUAAUUCUAGAAUGUACAGUACAAUUUAAAGGCAUUAAUAAAUAGAAAUGAUAAUGAAAAUUUUGAGAGAUAUUUAUGAUUUUUUCAAAAUUUGUUGUUUAUUAUGAUUAUCUGAAAAAAGUUGAUAAUAUCUGCAUUGGAAAAAUUGUAUGUUGAAAAGUCAGAUGGUUUCAGAUGUGUAAAUGGUAAAAAAUGAAAUUGUUAAGAAAACUUCAUUUAUAUAAGAACUGAAAUGUAUUGUGAUCACAUUUUUUAAUGCAAACAAUCUGCAUGAAAGAUUUUUACCAAAAGACCUGUUAUAACAUUUACAAACUGGUAUAUAUGUGAACAUAAACAUAGUCAUAGAAGAAAACUAAAGUGGGAAAAUAAUGCUUUACCAAAGAAUGACAUUUAUAUGAAGUUAAACAUGUUGAAAAAAUAUUUUAAGUUGGAUUGAGGUUAUAAAUAUCAAAUGCAUAUUUUGAAGUUUUGUCUAAGAUUGUUUUGGACUGAAGCUAGUUUAGAAUGGGCAUUUCUUAGUGAAAAUACAAAAACUUGUAAGCCAGAUUUUAUAUAUAGGAUAACAUGAGGGUUGAAUUUAGAAAUAUAAAGGCAGAGGUAGUGAGUGGUGCUGUUAACAAUUUCCUUCAAAUCAAGUUUGUAAGUUCUGUCUGAGUUACAAAUGGUUGUUGCCAAAACAUUGUGUGAAUAGUUGUUUUGUUGUGUGAAGAUAUGGCAUUAAAUGAGUAUGUGUAGUAUAAAUGUAUUUCAAUAUGUGCAGUUGUGUUACAGCAAAUAUAUAGGGGGAUAGAAAUAUUUUGGAAAUUGCACUUAUGAAAAGGUCUUGUACUUACGUCUACUAUAACUGACUGAACUAGAAAAUUGUAAGGAUACAAUUUUUUCAUUUUUAUUAAGGCUUGUGAUUAUUUAUUGAGAUAGUUUUGUUUUUAUUUAAAGGCCAAUUUUUGAAUUAAUUACUUGAUUCUCAUAAAGUAAGAUGAUAAUUUAGAGGUUUGAUACACUAUAGAAAUUAUGCAAGCCUUUUCCAGAUAGAUCAGAGGGAGUCGGUCAUUGCAUUGAUUUAUUAUUCAGACAGAAAUUUUAUGAGAUUCUUCUAAUUAAUUUUAUAUUUGCCUUUAAUCAUUUAGAAGGAAUAAAUCAUUUAGAUCAGUUAAACAUACUGAAUUUGGAGAGAAAGAAAAGGUUAUUUUAAAAUAAGUUAGGAAAACACUAUAAAUGUCACUUCAUUUUAAAAAGUUGUGAAAAUGUUUUAUGGUAACCAUGACAACUGAAAUGAUUGCGUUGAAUGAGUUUGAAUGUUUUUUUUAGUGUGAAAGAUAUUAUGUUUGUACAAGUAUAUAUGUUUCAUUUCAAUACUGCAUCAGAAAAAAACAUUUCAUUUAUGAGUGAAACAAGAAAAAAAGAUUGACUGAUGUAGCAUGAAAUUUUGUAUAAUUAUUUGUUAUUUAUUUAAUGAAAUGCACUGUUACAGCUGUUUUUACCUUUCUAGUAACCUACUUUCACAAACAACAGAAAAAAGUUGAUGAAUUAUUUGAGACUGAAGAAAAGGAUAUUAAUUAGAAAUAGAUUCAAAUUGUUAAAAGAUUCAAACAAAAGAAGUCAGUCUUGGACAUCAUACGAAUGCUAAGUAAGUUAGCGAGUUUUCAAAAGCAUUUUCAUAGAAUUGAAAACACAGAUGUUGUUAAAACUAGAAAGGUAAACACAGAAUCUUAGCAGUAUAAUAUACAGUUUUGAUCUCAUUAUUGGUCUUUGAGACAAAUCAACAUAAGUGACCAAUGAAAUUAAUAUUCAGUCAAAUGAUCUGAAGGAUCUAUAUAAAUAACUUGCAUAAUUCAUGUUAUAUAUUACUGAAAACUGAUGGUCAGGGACCUAGUGAUCUAUUCCAACAUAAAUGAAAGUCCACAAUGCUUUUUUUUUUAUGUUUCAGAAAUAUGUAAAUGGUUAUCUGUUUAUUUUUAUUGAUCCCUUUCUCUCAUUUGACUUGAAUAUGUGUUUUAAAAAAAUUGACAAGAAGAAAACAAGUUAAUCUAACUGUACAAUGUUUAAUAACCUUGACUGCAACUUUACUUAAAACUUUGAAUAGUGUUUUCAAUUUUGUGAAACACUUUCAUGUGAAUUCAAACAAAACAUGAAUAUCUAAAGGACAAUUUGUUGGUUAUAUGGAAUACAAAUGUUUAACUUGCAAAACUGUUGCUUCGAAUAUCUGUUAGUAGUUUGUUUUCUUCUUGUUCCAUGUUUUGUUCUCAAGGUCAUAUAUUCCACCAUGUUUGUGGAAAAAGUCAGACAACAAAAAACAAAAUAACAUUCCACAUAAAGGGCGAAAAAUUAUUCCACAAUAAUUAUAGUACUGGUGACUUGAAGUUGAAAGAGGGUCCAUUCCUUAGAUUUUCAUAAAAUGAGAGAUUUAACAUGGUAGAUUAUUUUAAAUUUUGAAAACAAAACAUGUUGUGUCAUUGCUCUGUAGAGAAAUUGACAUGGUUUUAUGGCAUGGAAUGGUAUCACGACUAUUGCAUGCAUUUAUUAAACAGGUUUCAAAAGUAUUCUUUUGAGAUCUGUUUGAUGUUUUAUUUAUAUCAAAAUCAGCAGUUCAAUUGCGGAUAGUAUGAUUAGUAAUCCAAUUUAUUAAGAACAGUUUAAGCUUGUUCUCAGAAAGAAAGAAAAAAUCCAGUGUCAGUAACUUUUCAAACAGUUUUUUUUUAGGUUCUAACAAAAUUUAGCCAUGUGAAAUAAUAGAAUAUGUGGUUCUUAUAGACAUAUGUUAUGGAAACAAGGACUCUCACUGCAAUUUUCUGUCUAAUUUAGAUUAAUUACACUUUUGAUGUUACAGAUUUCUUAAAACUUGAUUUUCUUAAAGCCACCUGGCUUAACCUUUAUAGUUCAGUUGUUUUCCAUGUCAUCUAUUUCUGUCAUGAAAAUACUUGUUUUCACACUUUAAAAAAUAUGUAUUUUUAACAAGUUUGAAAACAAACAGCUCAACUAUAUGCAUCUUUUUUCAAAUGACACUGGGUAUUUUAUAUAAUCGGACAGGUGGAGUGAUUGUUCUGAUCUGCUCCAUCCCAAAGUUUGCUGAUUUUGACAUAAUUGUUGUUUGAUUUAUCUAUACAAGGAAGUGAAAUAAAGGAGGUUAAGAUUUCCUUGUUAAGAUACUGAUCAUGUUUGUACUAGAAUACUUUUGUACAGUGGAAUUGAUUGCCAUAUGAAGCAAUGAUUAAAUUGAUUGUCAUGUGAUGCUAUGAUUGAAUUUACGUUUAAAGACGAGAAAAUGAAGGAAUAAAGUGAAAUAUCUUUAAGAAUUUGCUUCCAAAACUUUGUCUAUUCCCUUGUACAAAAAUUUUGAAGUAUAAACAAAUUUUAAAGAAGUUCUUUUGAACAUUUUUAGAAUCUUUUUUGGGGGGACAACUUGUUGAAAAAAACAACAACAUUUUAGAUUUGAUAAAUGGUUCACUGUCAGCAGUUCAAUUAAAUUUAUAUAAAAGGUAUUUAACUUCAGGGUUUCAAUUUUUUGAAUUAUAAACAAUUGACAAAUUAUUUAAGGUUGUAAGCUGACAGAUAAGAUAAGGAAACCCAUAAUUUUUCAGAAACAGUUUGAGUUUGAAAAAAUAUUUCAAUGAUUUAAAUUUUGGACAUAUUUAAAUUGGAACAAUUUUAUGUAUCAUGAACAUGUAUUAUGAAAAUAUUAUCUUUACUUUAUAAAGCAAGUGUUACUGUUUCAAUCAUAUUCAGUAGUUCUACUUUUGAUUUUUUUUUCAGCUUCAACUCAUAUGAACUGUUUUACAGAAUAUGAAAAUUAUUUACAAAACUGUUUUUGUUAUAGCAGUUUAAUAAUAUAAAAUUCAAAAUUUAAUAUGGUUUAAAAACAGGUAUAUUAUAUAUGUAAUGAGUACAUUGUUGUUUGAUUUUGAUGAGAAACGAGUCAUGAUUUAAAACAAUAUAUUAUGAUACACUUUGUUCAUAUGCUUAUCUUGAUUAGAACAUCUCCUGUCCAGUUUUAGUGACAUCUGUUAAUUCUUGAUCAUUCUUUUAAUUCUGUACAUUGUUUUCAUGAUGCGUACUAUUGUUCAAAUAGAAAUAAAAGAUUUUAGUAAAA